Rosa chinensis is the source of this 1698-nucleotide messenger RNA. Its product is annotated as histone-lysine N-methyltransferase ATXR4. Gene Ontology annotation, cellular component: nucleus. Gene Ontology annotation, molecular function: protein binding. NCBI's taxonomy places the organism in Eukaryota, Viridiplantae, Streptophyta, Magnoliopsida, Rosales, Rosaceae. The transcript is spliced from 9 exons. Bases 89 to 1225 code for a protein of 378 amino acids. The record is from RefSeq and is a predicted model, not a curated record.
AGUUUUGUGUGUGUUGUUAUUAUUAUAUUGUUUUUAUGAAUUAGAAAAAGCCUAUAUUAAGCUUUGGAGAGCUGCGAGUGAGUCAAACAUGGCGCGUGCCACAGUCCGUUAUAGUCGUUGGGCUUGGCGCUUCUUAACAUCGAAUACCCAAAACGAGCCGUUUCUCUCUUCCGCUGCAGCCACCUUCUCCACCGCACCGGAAAAUGCGAAUCCGGGUCGACCCGGACCACCUCCGAUCCGAGUCGCGCUCACCGAGUCAUCCGGGCGAGGCGUCUUCGCGACCCGGAAAAUCGAGACCGGUGAGCUCUUACACACCGCCAAACCCAUCCUGUCUCACCCUUCUCUCUCCGCCCUCCAUAAGGUCUGCUACUUCUGCCUCCGAAAGCUCAAAACCACCGACGCCCCUCAACCCCAUGGCGUUUCCUAUUGCAGUGAGGAGUGUCGACAACAAGCUAAGGGAUUUCAUGAUAUUGAGAUGACAGCAGAUUGGUCAGCUUACGACGACUAUUGCCGGUCUAAUCGUUUGAAAUAUCCUCUACUUGUAAAGCGGUUGGCUUGUAUGGUUAUGUCAGGAGCUACACCUGCCAACCUUCUUGACAUACUCCAACCUGCCAGCUUAUCUCCAGAGAUGAUUUCUGAGAUGGAAGAGGGAUACGGCUUGCUAAGGAAUGCCUACAUAAACUCAAAUAUCACGGAUGAACAGAUGUCCUUUUUGACUAAACAAUGGUACAUCGGCAUACUUUCCCGGAUUCGUAUUAAUGCAUUUCGUAUUGAGUUGGCUGGGGGAUACGAUGAUCUCCUGUCAUCAUUAGCAGCCUCUAUAGAAUCUGAAGCUGCUGUUGGGAAUGCUGUUUAUAUGCUUCCAUCCUUUUAUAAUCAUGAUUGUGAUCCAAAUGGCCACAUUAUAUGGAUAGAGAAUGCAGAUGCGAGAUUGAAGGCCCUUCGUGAUGUGGAUGAAGGGGAAGAGCUCCGGAUCUGCUAUAUUGAUGCAAGUAUGGAUCAUGAUGCUCUUAGAUAUUGCUGCUCACUCGGUCAUCCUUUUGUUUUUACAUUGUGUUUCUAUUCUUUUUCGCUCAAAGCAGGAAGGUUCCAUGGUCAUAUAUAUGGUUUAGUUAUAAAUAUGCAAUACUUACUGAGGCAUGCCACUGGCGUAUGGAAGUGCCGAACAGUGCUGUGGCUCAAUAGCAGUGUGUUGAUUGCACUUUGGUUACAAACAUAUAUAUAAUACGUCGGAAUGUCUACUGGGAUAAGAUUUCCCAUAAAUGCUAUGCCUGCACAACAAUUGGACACUGCGACUUGUCAUAUGUGCAAGUCGUUUGGGUGCCAAGAAGGGUUUUGAAAACACGUCUGUUUCGGAGUUCAGUUCUCGAGUUUUAGCUAAUGCCUUGAAUCACAAGUUUUGACUCUAAAGCAGUGCUUCUCAGGACUGGAACUAAACAGGCCAAACAGCCAGCCAUCUGAAUCGUUUGAACAGUGGGGUUAACUAAGAAAUUUGCAGCAGUAUGAUUGAACACGAUCAUCACAUUUUCACAUUUACAACACUAAACAUUGUACGUGUGGGAAUCAGUCAAUUAGCACGCACAUCUAUGAACUAUGAAUUCGAAAUCAAAUUACACCAAAAGGCAAAUAUAGUAAAGAAAAAACAAAACAAAUUGCGUCUGCCGGGAGUCGAACCCGGGUCUAUUGCUUGGAAGGCAA